This is a messenger RNA of Eruca vesicaria subsp. sativa (arugula), 777 nucleotides long. NCBI's taxonomy places the organism in Eukaryota, Viridiplantae, Streptophyta, Magnoliopsida, Brassicales, Brassicaceae. The record is from the annotation of a GenBank genome assembly.
AUGCCUUUGCUUGGUACCGAUGAGAAUAGGGAUGGUACUGUGCAGGAGGCUGAGAUCUCACCUGUGAUUGGAAACUUUGAGGUUAAGGCUUAUCCACAGUUACUGAAACUCUGUGGUGAUAUGGACUCAGCAUGGCUCCAUAAGUUUGUAUCAGACAACCGCAAGAACCUUGCAUCACUAAAGGAGGAGAUUCCUGUGGCGUUCAAGGCUGCAGCAAACCUGGCGAGCUUGGUGUUGAACUCUUUGGAAGGUUUUUACCCCAUGGAGGCACCAAACACUGAUGGGAAGAAAGACGCUAACCUCUUGGGGAUGCGUAGGACCUGUCUCAUGUUGAUGGAGUGCCUUAGCAUACUGUUAUCUGGUUUAGACAGAAACUCCCUUGCUGCUGUUCUUCAAAAGAUGUUAAGCAGAAAACAAAAGCUAUUGCUGAAGGAUGGAAUCCACUGCUGGGAAAUCUUGAGAUGGAUGCCUGCAAUGGUCAGGGAUAACAGAACAGACUGGGUUCUCAAAGUGAAUGAACCAAUAGCAGGAAACUACUAUCCGCUUAAUCUGGGAAUCUACACAAAAGACAAGAAAGUAGAGUUGUCGGUGCUGGUUGAUAGGGCUACUGGUGGUGGUAGUAUCAAAGACGGUGAAAUAGAAUUGAUGCUCCACAGGCGCACUUGCAUGGAUGAUCCGAGAGGAGUGGAGGAGAGCCUUGAGGAAACUGUGUGUAUCAAUGGUACAUGCACAGGAUUAAGGGUAUAUAAUUUACUUGCAGGCCGGAGAAGAGAGUGA